Molecule: messenger RNA, 1446 nt
Organism: Aureobasidium melanogenum CBS 110374
Lineage: Eukaryota; Fungi; Ascomycota; Dothideomycetes; Dothideales; Saccotheciaceae
Exons: 3
Coding region: 1-1446 (481 amino acids)
Source: RefSeq, a predicted model, not a curated record
AUGUCGUUCUGGAAAGGCUUAUCAUUCAUGUCAAGAGCCAAAGUCGCUCGAGAGACUCGAGAAGGACGUGGCGGUCCUUCGUUCUGUUCUGAAUUGGUCCCGAAACAUGACCAGCUGCAGCAAGGUCUUGGUUAUGGAUGGAGUUUUGACGAAGAUGGCCAGACCAGCUUUCUGGAUUGUCUUGAGCCUGCAACAGAUAUCUAUGGCCGGUCGGAUGACACUGGUGGACAUGCGUCAUUGACUACUGCCUCUCUCAUGCGUUUGAUCAGUGAGCAAAACGCUGUCAAUGGUCAUACUUCACCUCCAAAGGCGUCAGCGAACGCACGGACUUCUACAUGUCGAGUGUUACCUGUGAACAAUCACGCAUCUUCUUCCUCUUUGACAGCAAUAUCAAGUCCUUGUAAGUUUUCUUCAACCUCCCUCCUCGACCUCUACCUCCUUCAAAGCUCCUCCUGCAUCAACGCAGGCAACAACACCACCCUUCCCUCCUCCACCGUCAUGAACGGUCAAUCGCCCAGCAAGCGCAACAGACGCUUGAGUGGCUCGACCACUCUCAGCACUCUCGAGGGCCUCGUAGAGGCAUAUGCUGCGUCGGAGCGGUCCGAGGUCUCCCCCGCCUUCAUCCACGCGGGAGACCUCGACCGCCAGUCAUUUGUCGACGCCCGGCGUGAGCUCGUGGCUGGACGUCCCUCUCUCCCUGCUCCUGGCCCGGCUCCUUCGCUCCUCCUCCCUCCGCCUCCUGUCUACCACCCGGCUCCGUACCGGGGCGAGGACGAGAGUGAUGAGGUGGUCCCAACCCCUCCCACCCGGAUUCUUGACCGGGCUCCUCUUCCUUCGGUCUCGCGGUUCUUAUCGGAACUGGGUUCGGGCGUUUUCCACGCCGAAGAGUCGGACCACGACUCUGUCUCUGCAAUGGGACAGCAAGAAGAAGAGACUUCCGUUUUUGGAGGAGUAAAGGCUUCCCAGCCUUAUGAAACGUCGUUCGGCAGGUACAAUCUGUUUCCCGACGUAAAGCUGGCACCAAGAAUCUCUAGGCCUGACAGCACGAUACCUCAGAUCUCACCGAAGAUCCAUCCUCGACCUAGCACUCCGUCACUAGCCAGCACCAUUCCCCUCGACAUCUCUGGCUAUAAUAACGACCAAGACCUAAUGCUGCAGAGGCAAGACAAACCAUCACCUCGCCUGAUCGAAAAUGCCCGCACACACAGCCUGAUCAACGACAGCGUGUGGCUACAAAGAGACAAAGAAGGAAGGCGCAGAUCAUGGAGCCUCUUCGUCGUCUGUGCGAUCUUCCCAUUCAUUCUGUUCUUGUUCGCUUUCGGAGUUUUCGACAGAAUCAUGGUACAGCUGGCCGGUACCCAUGCUCGUCCCACCUUACGCCAGAAGUCCCUCGCAAAAUAUCUCUGCGUUGUCGAAAUCGUGGCCUGGCCCAGCCUGGUAGCUUAG